AUGACGAGCAUGGAGGAAACGGGCCUUUCCUGGGGACGGGCAAGUACAUCAUCCACUAACAAGCAUCGUAUCAACGAUAUAAGCCAACAAAUCACAACCAUCAAGCUGUAUCUGAAAUUACACAGUAUUCAUAUGCUCGAGCGCCUUCAAGCCGGUGUCGGGUUGAUUGCCAUGCCCCCAUUGCGUCUGCAAGGUACUCGUUGCACGACAUGCCUGCCGGGCCCUUUGUUCCCCCGCUGUAGAAAUCGAUCAUCCAUGGUUGCUCUGCACAAUGAGCCGACUGCCCACUUGAUGGUCCAAACCCCUCAGGCCACUUGCGCCCAACAUGAUUCGUAUUGCUCAGUCAAGUUCAGCAGGAGACACGGAGAUGGCAAUAUCAUACGGCACCUUACAUUAAGGGAAUCUGGAAACAACUUCAGCAUAAGCCAUCUCGGCUCAGCUAACGCACCGGCCUGUGCUCCGAUAAGACACUUGGGGAGUCUCGGGAAGGCACCAAGAAAGAAGGGUUCCUUCCUGCGCUCUCAAAGCCAAAAUCUCCAUGACCCCCUCCUGCCCUCUGAGCAAAGACAUCCUGACCAACCCUUUUACAUCCUCCGCAGUCCGUACUUGAUGCCGCAUAUUCCCUAUCUUGGGGACCUGACCGGCCUGCAUCAAUCGACAACUGCCGCUGCAGUCGCAAUCAGUCCAUCGCGGCGCCUUCAAGCACAGCCAUCCGGUCGUGUCUGCACUCUUCGGGCCUUCCCCCCUUCGCCCGCCGUAUAUCCUGCUGCACAUAUCGCAAGGCGUCUUCUCUUAGCAAACUUUGACCACAUCUUGCGCUGCCGGCUGCUAGGAGGGAUACAAACAUAUGCCCCCCUCGCUCUCCAGACACCACUGUGCUAUGCUGCCCGUCAGCAAUUCAAGCCGCCCGACCGACAGACUCACUCACCCACAUACGCAGACGAGAUCGGUGGAUGGGUUCUCAGACAACCGCAUGAGCACAGGACAUGCGCCGUGCAGCCUCGCACUGCCAUCCCGGUCUCUUCUGACUCUGCUGUCGAGUCUCUUCAGGGUCUCUUGCGCCCACACACCGCUAUCAAGGACGACGCUCACCCUGCAACUGUCGCUGUCAGUCUGUCCGGGCACACGGCUACCGACCGCCCGUUGAAGGGCAUAGCCGCGGAUCAAGUCCCGGUAAGCCACCCUCCAUGGGCUGACCAAAACACGUCAAAGACGUUGAAACACCAUCUUCAUGCACCUGCCUCCAGAAAGGCGAGCGGAAUCCACUCCGAACGAAGGACGUCCCGAGCAAAUGUUCUCACCCUUCAGGAUGCGCUGCAAUGUGCUUCAGAUUACCUCUUGUGCCUGUGCUGGAUUGUAGGAUGGGCUGUCGAUGCCAAACAUGGCGCUGGUCCUUGUUUCUUCCCGUGUACAUAUCCUGCAAAGAGAAUUACCUAUGCAAGUCCAGUAUCGCAGCUGGCCACCUCAGCCCCAGGCUUGGAGGCUUCAACGGUGCGUCUCACUCUCGGCCUGGGCGGUCCGGGCUGGGGCGGUGGUGCGAGCUGCUCGGAGCGAGAGGCGUUUUCGUUCAAGACCGAUGCGAUGCGCCUGAGCUGCACAGUUUAUGCCAUUCGCAGUUUAGCAGACGCCGUCAAAGAGCAUGGAGAUCAGCCGCGGCACCCGGUGAGAGUCUAUGAUAGCAUGAGGUUUUCACCAAUGGUAUUUUGCAGAGGAUGCCAAGAUGUCACCAUUGGGCUGAGGCUCACACAGGACGGACAAACUGGGGAUAGUCUAUCGGGACAAAUCUCUCGUGCAUGCACCCACGCAAACCACGGCAUCUCUCGCGGCCCAUCCCUUAACUGCCGAAGUACCCCGGAAAAUCACUUUAGGCCGAUUGUUCACGGAGCGUUCCAUUCUGAGAGCACUCAUCCAGAGCCUGUGCUUUUACGGACACAGCUUGCCUUGACUCAUCGCAGUUCGGGAAACAAUCUGAUUAUUGAGCGUCGCCUCGUGAUCUUAGAAAGAACGUCAUACCCCCUUCGGAGGCAAGCAUUCAGAGAGGGGAGUCCCGGGCUGACGUGCAGAAGAGGCGAACACCCAAGAAACUCACCCGGAGGUUGUCUGGAGAAUGGCAAGGUCAGCUCCGGACAGCGCGCGCACAAGAAAAGUUUCGUGCGACAUGACUGCGGGCGGAUGGGAAAGCCAUUGAAGCCAAGCCGGCUUCCUCAUUGGAGUUUUCUGUCAUGUGCGACGUCGUUCCCGCCGCCUCUGUUCGUGCUCGACCUGCAUCUGUCAGGAGAGUCCCUUAGAGAUCACGAUGAGGGAUCCCUCGUGUUUGUCCUAGUGAGCCUCCUGAACUUCUUGCCGCGCUUUCAGUACCUGAGAGAAGCACCUGGUGUCGGCUCAUGGCUGAAGCCGGAUGAAUCGGCAGAGCGAUCAUGUCCACCUACUUUCAUGGGAGGGCCGAGAAUUGGCCAUUUCAAAUCACGAAUGAGAGAAGAGAAAGGGGAAACUAUUGAUCAGGGCGGGACGUUCGCCGCCGCCGAUCUGCACCGUACACGUGUCAGUGACAGGCGCAAGGGGAACCAUGAAGUGAUGAAAGCCAAGAUGCAUGGGAAACAACUUGGAAGUCUCGGCAGCCCGAUGGGAGUGGUAAAAGAGGGAACAUGGGCUUUGCUGUCCGAUGGACAAGUCGGCGCCGGAGAGGAGGGGAAUCCUGAGGGGGAUGAGAUCAAGGUCAUUUCUAACCUGGGAUCUCUGGGUAGUUACAAGAUCUCAUCUUGCGCUCGUGGGGAUAUACAAAAUGCAAGACAAGUCGUCGGCCGGCAGCGGUCAGUAAACUUAGGAUUCCCCAUAAGCUUGAGCCCCUCCCGCAUUUUUGCCACCCGUUGCUGCUCAUUUGCGGGUCUUUUGCGAAGCCUAGGUAUUUAUCUUUUGCUUCCUUUCACAUUCUUCCCGGAAGCCGUUCUUCUUCCAGGAGGCGUUUGGGAGAAUCUGCUGUCUGAGGACGCGGCGGCUUUGGCGUAUGGUCUGACCCUAUGCCUUGCCCGCACCAUUGAGUGGAAUGCGGGGCGGUGGACGGACGUGGCGGCAGACUCCCGCGGCCGGUGGUCGCUCCGCAUUGCUUGGGCGGCCCCCUUUAUGGAUAUCAGAGGGGGUCGAUGGGGGGAUGAGGAUGAGAGGUUGGAGAUGGGCAUCGCGAGAGGAUGCCGAGGGGAUAAGGGGAUGCGAUGCGAUGAUGAUAUUGUGAUAAUCGCCGGACCCGUCUGUUAUUGCUCCAUCAUCCCCAUCUCAUCCCGCCACCUCCGCCCUCUUUCAGUCUGUCAAAAACUGGUUUGCAUGAGGUAUCCGUGGAUCCGUAUGCAUAGUACCGUGGUUGCUCAGCGGUCAACUUGUUGUGAUGCUGUGGUGCUGUGUUCAUGUGUUUCCAUGUUCCAUGGUUCCCUCGGUUCCCCUCUCCUAUCCCAAUCACCAAUUUUCCAGGUUGAGGUGAUUCCCAGGGACCAAAAACCAGGCUUUCCAGGCUGCAAAGCAAUCCCCGCCCAGUGCCCACUUGGCUUCCCUAAGGUUCCCGUCUUCUUACCGCCCGCCGCCGCCUCUCGCCCUUCCGCACUCCGCUGCCUCGUCUUGCCUUCCAUUGCCUUGUGUUCACCUUGCUCACCUGAACUGUCACCUAAUUAUCCGGCAGGUCUGGAUCGCUUACCUGCAUCCGUAAUUAUUGCCCUGCCUGCUUACCUCACGGCGACAUCCAGGCAUCUUCAACCAACAACGGCCAAGCGCUCCCGCUGCAUUUCCACCCGCCCUGCCGCCCCCGGUCAGCCCAGCAUCCAAACAUCCAAACAUUCAACCCGCCGUUCAACAUCAUCCAACCAACCCUUCCUUUCCCCAAUCCAACUCUCCAUCUCAAUCCCAAAAUCUCAAUCCAACCAUUUUCCCACCCCACACCCUGUCCCAUCUCCUCUUCUCUUUGCCUGCCUUGCUUCUGCUGUUGCAUCGACACUCGCAGCUUUCAAGCCGCACCCAUUCCUUGCUUUAUUUUCUGGAUGCGACACAACUAAGACAACAUUCUACACUACCAUUGCAUCACCACCAAUACACUUCCCUGGAUAUCAGUCCGCCCAUAGUCUCACUUGCCUCUCUCUCCCGCUGCAUACUCUCGGCCAGGAAGACGACGACGACGACCACCGCCACCACCACAAAGCAUUCCAGAGAAGCCAAUCGACCGUAGUCCACCCCGCGACCGAGCACGAACCCCUUCUGCCCCUCGCACGCAUGGCCCGCGACUGCGCAUACCUUGCCAUUAGAGAAGAGCCGUAG
Colletotrichum lupini is the source of this 4296-nucleotide messenger RNA. RefSeq lists its product as uncharacterized. NCBI's taxonomy places the organism in Eukaryota, Fungi, Ascomycota, Sordariomycetes, Glomerellales, Glomerellaceae. The transcript is spliced from 27 exons. The record is from RefSeq and is a predicted model, not a curated record. The coding region runs from base 1 to 4296 and encodes 1431 amino acids.